Messenger RNA from Mya arenaria, 5798 nucleotides. RefSeq names its product hormone-sensitive lipase-like. Gene Ontology annotation, biological process: triglyceride catabolic process; cholesterol metabolic process. NCBI's taxonomy places the organism in Eukaryota, Metazoa, Mollusca, Bivalvia, Myida, Myidae. The record is from RefSeq and is a predicted model, not a curated record. Gene Ontology annotation, molecular function: sterol ester esterase activity; triacylglycerol lipase activity. The transcript has 11 exons. Bases 14 to 3292 code for a protein of 1092 amino acids. Gene Ontology annotation, cellular component: cytosol.
CAUUGUUUUGGAAAUGGCGAAUACGAAAACAGAUAGUGAACCAUUUGGGUUAUGCAAAAAUGACGCAGAUUUCUUGAAAUAUUUUCAUAUAAGCCUAAAAGACAUAAGAUCUCUUAUCAUAAGCAGCAUAGGGUAUUACCAGAGAGGAAAAUCCAGUAUCCGUUCUUGUUAUUACACCGCUUUUUGUGUCCUCCUGGAGCGAACUCAAGUGUUGGAACCCCUGGUUAUUGAGAUAGUACCACACCUCCAUCUGUAUGACUUUUCUUCAGAGGUUCAGGCAAACGGUUACAGGAGUUUCAUCAGUAUUGUGAAUAGAUGUGUAAUUCAUCUUCUACAACUAUGCCGGCACAUCAACGUGAACAAAACCAGCAUGCUGUUCAGGUCAUCCUUCUACCUCAAGGAGCUCGAGGCCUAUGUGGAGACACUAGGACAGCUCAUAGCCUGUCUAGGUUACCUGCAAAAGCUGAUGUCUGUGAGUGUGCCGGGAGAGCUAUUUAUGGAUGAGGGGGUGGGCGAUGACCUCCUGCUACAAGUUGAGAUGCUCAACACUGACUGCUUUUACAGCAGAUGCCUUGGUCUGCAGUUUUGUGAGUCUAUCAAGAAGGCCUUACAGGCGGUAAUGGUUGUCAUGGCAACAUUCAGCGAGUGUUACGACGAGCCGUCACAAGUCAUCCAGGUUGCGUCUUCUCUCCUAAACAGCGGAAAAUACAUCCUAGAUGAAGAUGUUCGAGCAAAACAGGUAGUUGACAUCACGAGGACAGCAGACAUCAAGUUCUGUAAGGCCUUUUGGUCAAUCCCCGAGUCUCCAAUUCUGCAUCAAUUGAGAUCAUUCACGUUUCCCCAUGUUGAGGUGAGCGAUGUGUUCACCCUGCCGGCAGAAAACUUUGAGCUUCCUCUUACUGAUGAGUCAGGGGAGACUGCCGUAAUUACUCCACCCUGCGCUCACACCGGCCCCGCCCCUGUGUCUGUCCGGCUCAUAUCACACGCUAUGCGGGAGGGAAUGGAUGUUAUGAGAAGUCGUUUCCGGCCAAAGACUGGCAGUUCAAAGAAAGAGGUGUUACCUAAGUCGCGGAGCUUGUUGUUCCAUUGUCAUGGUGGAGGGUUUGUGGCCCAAUCAUCCCAGUCACACGAGGACUACUUGCGACUGUGGUCACGUCAGCUGGAGGCCCCUAUCCUGUCAGUGGACUACUCCCUGGCCCCUGAGCAGCCCUUUCCCCGAGCACUGGAGGAAACCUUCUACGCUUAUGCCUGGGCCCUCAAUAACCAUGAUAAACUGGGUUGGACGGGAGAGCGUGUGUGUUUUGCUGGAGACAGUGCGGGAGGGAACCUUGUUGUAUCAACGGCACUGCGGGCAGUGUCCUACGGUAUACGAGUCCCUGAUGGAAUCCUGGCGGCCUACCCCGCCUUACUCGUGCAAUACACACCAUCACCGGCCAGACUCAUGUCCAUGAUCGACCCUUUACUGCCUGUAGGGAUUCUUACCAGAUGUCUUGCAGCAUAUGCUGGAAUAGCUGACAAGUUUUCCAGUGCUCUUGCAGCGCCAGUAUUCUGUAACCCUGGAAAGGUUGAAACCUGGGAGGUUGUGAAAUCUUCAGAAGCCCCAUUGGAUAAUGUAAUAAAUGAACUGGCCAAUCACAACGCAGAUGACAAAUUUGCAGAAUCUGGUCAAACAGAGGACACCAAAAAGGCUAGGGAUGAUUGUGGACAUAGUGCCAUUGGUAAAGAAAAAGUGAAAGGUAGUUGUGAUAGUGGUGAUGAAUUGUCUGAAAAUGACUUUAUUGUGUAUGAUUGUGAUGGGAAAGAGGAAGAAAGGGUAAGAGUUAGCUCUAACAAAGAGAAUACUGUUGUAAAUGAAUUGGUUACUGGAAUUGAAGUCUGUGAUAAUAUGAAUGUUGAUGGAGUAGAACUUGUAUGUGAUAAAGGUAAAUCUCUGCCAGUGAACCAAUUGGUUGCUGAAGAUUGCGUCUGUGAUGAAACAAUAGAUGAUCAGAAAAGUGAUAACCUAUACCACUCAUGUGAUAAAGGUCCAAAACAUUUUGCAAGUGUCGAUGAAUUUCUUUCCAGCUUAGAUUCAACAGCCAGAAUAGAAGUUGAGUCUGAAAAAGGUCAUAAAUUGUUGGAAAGAAAACCUGCAGAAUUAUAUGCUGUGUGCAAAGAAAUGCUAGACGAUGAUGUUGAUGAUAUUGCUGAUGGUGCUAUUUCUCCUAACAUGAAAGAGAAACUUUGUCAAUCAUUGGAAAACAUAUGUGAACAAGAAAUGGAUGUUGAUGAUUUCGCAGACAUCUGUAAAAUAGAUAAUCCAGACUCAAGUGUUCAAAAAGGGAAUAGAGAUCUUUCUCAAAGUAAAUCCUUUGAGAAUGUGACUAGUAUGCCAUUAAACAAUGAACAGAUAUGCUACCUUCAAAGUCCUAUUUCUAAAAAUCGAAGUGCAGAAAAUGAGAAAAUAGAAGGCAAUUUGAAAGGUGGUAAAAAUGAAAGACACAAAAAGCAAGCCUCUGUAUCGGACACAAGUGAUAGCGGUAUCAAUGGUGAUACAGAUGUGGACAGUGGGAUGGAAGUGCAGGAUGCUUACAUUAAACUGUCCAGAGAAACAGUUAAUGAUGUCGGUGCUGAAGAUGGUGCUAAAGGUGUUCGAAGCAAAAUGGUUGCACCUCAAAGUGGUGUUAUGGAGACUAGAGCAAAAGUUUCUGUCCAGAAAAGUUUUGAAAAUAUUUCUCAAGAAAGCAAAACUAGUAAAUCUGAAACUGUAAAACAUGUUGAUGAGAGAAAAACAAAGUCAAAUACCCCGUUUGCCAAAAAGCGGCAUAUGUCCCUUGAUCUUCCUGUGACCUUCCACCCUGGUCAAAAGUCAGGGCCACCAGACAAUGUGCUCAAUUCAGAGACUCCGUUUUCCCCUCAACUAUACCCUGGUGCUCUUUCUUUUACGCCAAAGCUGUUUUCAGUCCAAAGAAAAAUUGCUCAGAGCCCUUUACAGCUGUUCCGUCAGCUUCCAAUUGUGAAGAAUUACUACAUGUCACCGUUGUUGGCCCCAGAUGACCUGUUGCUGGGCUUGCCUGAAGUCCACCUUGCAGCCUGCCACUUUGACCCACUACUUGAUGACUCGGUCACAUUUGCAAAGAAACUCAAGUCCCUUGGGAAACCAGUCAACUUGAAGGUGUAUGACAGUCUACCGCACGGGUUCUUUAACUUCUCCAGCAGUAGCACAGAGGCUAAACAGGCAACAGAUGCAUGUCUGGAGUGUAUGAAGCGUGUUCUUAAUGUAGAGACUGAAAAAUCAUCUGAUUCUCAUUAGAAAAAUCUUGAACACUUUUGAAUAAGGCCUCUACGUUAACACGUGUAAACAGCGGCAUGUGUUUUGGGGGUAUUUUCUGUGUUGUGUCACUGUGUAGGUAGGGAUGGUGGAUUUGACAUGCAAAUGACCCCCUGAUAAAAAUAGUUCAAUUUGGAUACUGACUAUUAAAACAUGUCAGACUAGUGGCCGUUCAUGAAAUCAAUGAAACAUGUAGAUAUCUACUGUACAUGUGUGUAUACUUGUGUGUAUACAUGCAGCAUUUAUUUACUUCAAAGUUCCAUAAAUGGUAUCAUUUCAUUUUAUAUGUCCUGUGUACAUGUUUACGAAAUUCUGUAAACGUAGGAGCCUUGCUUUUGAAUUGCAAAGAACAUGUAAAUGAGUAAUCUGUUAGAAUUGAGGAUUUAAGAUUUAAGAUUUAUUUCAUGUUGUUUGGUGAAAUAUAAUCGUUAAUCAUAUUGAGUUUUAUCAGUGAAAUAACAUCAGUGACUACAAAAUAAGGAAUGAGAAUAUCAAUUACUUUCAAAAUUAAUUAUUGUUUUUUCCCCUCUGAUGAAAACCGAAGUACCUCACUUUUUUAAAGAUUUUUUGAAACUGUAAAUGUUUAUCAUAAAUUGCUAGAUGUUGUUUUGUUUUUAUAACUGAGUCUUUGUUGAUGAUAAUCUAGUGUAUUUGAACCAUGAAUACAAAAAGUCUCAAGCCUGUGUUUAGAUUCUUAGCCCAUAUAGUAAAUUACACAAAAACUUAAUAUUCCUGACAUUUUGCAUAAAUAAAUGUCAGUUUCAAACAAUAGUACAAUAAAGUAAAUUUCAUCAUCACUACUCGACUAGAAAGAAAAUUGCAAUGAAGUGAAAAAUUGCAGUUUUGUCACCAGGCUUGAGACUGCAUGUUAUCAUGACCCAAAAUCAUGUAAAAAAGACAACUUUGCAAAGGAUUGUACAUUUGAUUGUUUGUAGUGUACUGACACAGGAAAAAAUGAAUCCACUUUCAAAUCUGAUUAGUGGUGUAGUGGUACAGGUGUCCGACUCUCACCCAACUGAGCAUAGGUUCAAUCCCCACCAGGGGAACACUCUCUUGACCCCUCAAAAAGGAAACAAUCCUGGUUUCUGCCUGGGAAGUCAGACCUCGAGAGUGAUUCAUAUCAACUUUCAGCUGUGUCACUAAUCUAUCUUGUAAUGUGUCUACUAUGAAUGUGUUGAUUAGUAUCGCUUGUACUUGUAAAAUAAGAGUUUGUUUAUGCUUUGUUUAUUGAAUACAAUGUAAAACAUUUCAAUAAUUACCUCUUUACAUUUCUUUUGUAUUUUUGUUUACUGUAACUUCUUUACCUCUCUCCAGAUCUGUUCAUUAGUGUUGCAAUGUUUAUACAAUAGUACAAAUAACUUUGUUUUAUCUAUUUAUUCAUUUUCUAUGUUUAUCUAUAAAUAAAAAAAAUGAUGUUUACUUCACAGCGACACUCAGACUUGAUAAGUUAUCUAUUUUUAGACUGUGUCUCUCCAUUUCCUCCAGUUUGAUUGGAAAUCUGCCAUGGACCAGUCAAACGCUACUAUCUUUGAACAUAUUCAAACCCACAUUUGCCAUUCUUGCAGAUUGUGAGCUUGUCAAACUUAUCAGAACAGAGCUCAUGUGUCUACCUCUUGGUAUUGGCCUAUCAUCCAUCUCUCCUUUUGUCUCCAUCUUCACUUUACCGACCUGUAUCACGUCCACUUACAUCAAGCCCUUGUUAGUAGUUCUUAUUAUGCAUUCAGUUAAGCGCUAGGUAUUACAUUCUUUUGUUUACUCAAACAGGAAUAUAUCUAAAGCAUUUUGAAUGAAUUACAGAAGUGAGACAUUGCAUAAGCUAAUCACUUUCUUCUUAAUUCUGUUUCAAUUACCUACGUAAUUAUUAUGCAUUUCUGUAUGUCUAAUUAGUUUAUGAAUCUAUUCUUUGUAUUCGCUUGCUCAGGCAGAAAGUUUGUAUAUAUUCUCAUGUGUACAAGUUAUUGUAAUAUUUAACACUGUUAAAACCAAAGUCGCUGUAUCAUGAUGUACAUAAUGUGUAUUUUUUUAUUUAUGGUUUUGAUAUACUACAUUGAAACUAUUUUUAUAGAUAUCUGAUUUUAAUUGAUAUUUUGCUACUAAGUUAUAAUUAUUUUAUUUUAAACCCCAGAUAUUAAAAAAAAUCUGAGCUAUUAUUAUUUACAGGUCAUUAUGAGCUCACCUGUGCUGAAGAAUAAUAAAACUUCUACCCAGGUGAGCGAUUUAGAGCCAACUUAGCCUUCAUGUUUCUAUAAAUAAUACUUGUCAUAUUAAAAAAAAAAUCCUGCAGAUAUGUAUUAUGUUAUUUCAUUCUGUUAAAUCAAUAUUGUGAUAUGCUUUGUUCAGAUAGAUGUGUACAUUAUAAUUUAUUUGUCCUUUGUUACUGAUGAAAAGUGCUUACUUUUCAAAGCAAUGUUAAAUAUAUACAUUUCUUGGUUUUCUAUGGUGUUAUUUUUUGAAGAAUUAUUAUAAAAUUUAAGGUCUGUUGUUAAUA